AUGGAGUUGUCCAGUGAUUCAUCGCGCUCUCCAGAGCCAGGGCUGGAUGCCGCGGAGGCUCCUGCUCAGCUUAAAUACCCUGAUGUGUCUCCUGAAAUGAAGAGCAGCGAACAGUCUGAGAAUUCCCCAGCUGUGGAAUCAUCCAUCACCACUUCGAAAGAGCCAUUAUCUGCCCCAGAAAGAGAUCUCCCAAGUUUACCGGCCGAAGAAGACGCCGAAAUGUUCCGAACAUUGAAGGCCAAAUUCGAAGGCCCCGAAUCCGCUGAACCCCGUUUGCAUCGGGUCAUGGCCUCCCUUGAACUGGUAGACAAAGAAGGGCCCCAAAGCCAGAAAACUAUACAGAUGUUACGAAGUAUUAGGCCUGAUAUUUAUCAUCUAUGGAAAACCAAAUCGAUGUACAUGUCCCGCGCUACAGAGGUGCUGGCAAACGCCAGUAGAGACCAAAAAUGGCGGUGGGCAUUUGGCAAAAGUGAGAUGUUAGACUUUUAUCUCCGAGUAAUUAAUACACGGGAUGUAGAGCAUGAUAUACAUCUUCAUGCUUUAAGAUUGAUUGGAAACACAUGUGCCGAUACAGACGAAAAUAGACAAAAAGUUGUGGAGCGAAACUAUACACUACCAAUUAUUGGAUUUCUCAAUAACUCAACACUAUACCAUGUUGCAAUCCCUGUUAUUUAUAAUAUUUGUAUUGAUUUUGAGCCUGCACAGAAACAGUCGGCUACCAACGGAAUAACGUAUUCUCUUCUACAGCUGCUCGUUAGGGGAGUAAUACAGGGAGAGGCUCUGUUAAACUACGCGUAUGAAUUGAUUGAGAUAUCCAGUGACCAAAAAGUACAGUUGGAGACACCGACUGAGUGUUUACCAAUAAUUCUCAAUCUGGCGAUGAAGUCGGACAGCGCCAUGGCACAUUUUCUAUCUAUUACUGCCGCUUUUGCAAAUUAUUCACAGCAACCUGAUGUUCAAGACGUUUGUAUAUCGGAGGGACUAGUCGAGCAGGCUCUUUUGGUCUUCUCGCGUUGCUGCGGAAUCUCCGAUAAAGAUAUAUCUUCCGACGACCAGCAGGCCCUAUCUCUAAUUCGCCUAAAACUUACCCAUACUCUUUCCGAUCUUUCAGGUCUGCCUCUAUAUACUCAUACCUGUCAUCUCACCUCUAUAGUUACAGGUAUGUUGAUACAGUGGCUGAAAUCAUCCAGUGAGCCGCUGAAGAUAUGCGCUGCUAUUAUGCUGGGAAAUCUUGCUCGAUGCGAUGAAAUAUGUGAAUCCAUGGUUCAAAAUGUGCAGCUACAUUUACACUUAAUUCCCAUGCUAGACAGUAGCUCCAGUACAGCUGUGAUCCAUGCGGCUUUGGGGUUCUUAAAAAAUCUUGCUAUUCCGGCUGGCAAUAAAGAACCUCUUGGAAAGGCCGGACUCAUUACGAGCUUAUCGAGGCUCUGGGCCUCGGAGACUGUCCCACAAGUCCAGUUCACGGCAGCUAGCCUAACAAGGCUGGUCGUUCUAGGGUCUCUUCCCAACACGUCUCGAUUACUCACACCUCUCCCGUGCGACGCAAAUGUGCAGGAAGGCCCACGAACAUACUUAUCUUUACUACUUAAACUUUUUACUAAGACAGACAACACACCUACUAGAAUUGAAAUUGGUCGAGCGGUUGCGGCCAUCACCCGUACUUUACUCCCAGGCUUGGAGUUAGAGCCAGCGCUGACCACUGAAUAUCUUGUGAAAUGUCUUUUCAACGUGCACAAAGAUGUGGCGCACCCAAUAGCCGCUAUGAUAGUCCAGUCUGACUGGCCAGUGCUUCGCAGUGAAGGGUGGGCAACUCUUGCGUUGAUGGCCGCUAAUCCUGAAAGAUGCGUGGCAGUUGCCGACUGCUUGCAAAACAAGUCCCUCAGAGAUAUAUUGCAUGAUACAAUUCGCAAUGUGUCUGCACCUGUUGAAGGAGAAAUUAGUCAGGAAAAGAACAACCAGCUUUUGCACUCAAAAGAUAGAGAACAUGUGAUUAUCAUGUUGAAUUGCCUCUCAAAAUAUAAUGUAAGUUCAUGCCCUACCAGAUUGAGCCGCUCCAUAUAUGGGUUCUAA
Messenger RNA from Ophidiomyces ophidiicola, 2070 nucleotides. RefSeq lists its product as uncharacterized. Gene Ontology annotation, molecular function: guanyl-nucleotide exchange factor activity. The transcript has 5 exons. Bases 1 to 2070 code for a protein of 689 amino acids. Gene Ontology annotation, cellular component: cytosol. Lineage: Eukaryota; Fungi; Ascomycota; Eurotiomycetes; Onygenales; Onygenaceae. The record is from RefSeq and is a predicted model, not a curated record. Gene Ontology annotation, biological process: positive regulation of GTPase activity.